AUGAUGGCAAGAAAGAUGGCGUCUGCCAGCAGGGUGGUUCAGUCAGUCAAGCCACAUACUCCAUGAAUAAGGGUGUCUCCUGACAGAAGAGACAAUCCUAAACCCAAUGUAUCAGAAGUUUGGGGAUCAGCAGGACUACCACCUCGCUCUUCUUCACUUUCAUCAGAGCAUUUGAAGGGAAGGAAAUCACCAGAUUUGCUGAUGCAUCAGGGUCCACCAGACACCGCAGAAAUAAUAAAAACGUUACCUCAGAAAUACAGAAGGAAGCUUGUGUCUCAAGAAGAAAUUGAAUUUACCCAACGCAGAGGUCCAGAAUAAUCACUGACAGUG
Molecule: messenger RNA, 330 nt
Organism: Acinonyx jubatus (cheetah)
Lineage: Eukaryota; Metazoa; Chordata; Mammalia; Carnivora; Felidae
Product: alpha-ketoglutarate dehydrogenase component 4-like
Biological process (GO): 2-oxoglutarate metabolic process
Source: RefSeq, a predicted model, not a curated record